Cercospora beticola is the source of this 2475-nucleotide messenger RNA. It is a transcript of the gene GSH1, whose product is annotated as glutamate--cysteine ligase. Gene Ontology annotation, biological process: glutathione biosynthetic process. Lineage: Eukaryota; Fungi; Ascomycota; Dothideomycetes; Mycosphaerellales; Mycosphaerellaceae. The record is from RefSeq and is a predicted model, not a curated record. Gene Ontology annotation, molecular function: glutamate-cysteine ligase activity. Gene Ontology annotation, cellular component: glutamate-cysteine ligase complex.
GUGUGCAGCACCCAGGCCAGGUUCGACAGCAGUUGCUCGCCACUCGCUGCUGCCAACGACCAGGACCAGGACCCUGGCGAGUGCUCAACAGCGCGUGGAGAAAGCGGAGGGGCGAAAAACGAGAGCGCAUGUCGUGCUCGACAUAGCGCCGCGAAACCGGCCGCGACUCGACCCAAAUGCCCUUUUCUGACAACGAUUUUGCCUCGAGCACGCACCUGCAGAGUCGGCGGUGACACUGCGUAUCCCUGCAGCUUUGGAAGCGGGCGACGGCGUACACGCUUGCACACGACCGAGAACACGAUGGGGCUGCUUGCCGUGGGAACGCCACUCGAAUGGCCAGAGGCCAAAAAGGUCGCUGCACACGUGCGAGAGUGGGGCAUCGAGCAACUGCUGGCCAUCUGGAACCGCUCAAAGGGCAAGGAGCGCGACGCAUUGUUAUGGGGCGAUGAGAUCGAAUACCUGGUCGUUUCCUUCGACGAUGAGAAGAAAGAGGUCAAGCUCUCGCUACGCCAAGCAGAGAUCCUGGAGGCCCUCGCCAGAGAUGAAGAAUUACUCAGGCAGGGUGGAGGUGUACCGGACCUGGCAAAAGGCGUCGUGAAAUCUUCAUGGCCUGCUCCGACAUUUCAUCCCGAAUUCGGUCGAUUCAUGCUCGAAGCCACACCCGGCAAACCGUGGAGUAUCAACUUGAAAGACCUCCUCGAUGUGGAAACGGACAUGAAAUGGAGACGCAAAAUUGCCAAGGACCACAUCUAUCAGCACGAGUAUCCUAUCACACUGACCACGUUCCCGCUGUUGGGCGAUCGCAAAUCGAUUACUCCAUAUUUCCCUCCGUCGGGCCCCAAGCUUCGCUCGCAGUUUGUUCCGGAUGAGAUCGCGAACCCUCAUAUCAGAUUUCCGACUCUGGCGGCAAACAUACGGUGGCGUAGGGGGCGGAAAGUAGAGCUCAAUGUGCCAGUAUUUCACGACACGAACACGCCGAGCCCAUGGAAGGACCCGACUGUCAACUACGAUCUGCACGACUGGCCCGAAGAUGAUGACGUGAGAAAUGGUGCCGCCAAAGACGAUCACAUCUACAUGGACGCAAUGGCCUUUGGAAUGGGCUCCUGUUGUUUGCAAAUUACCUUCCAGGCCAAGAAUGUCACCGAGGGCCGCAUAAUGUACGAUCAACUCUCACCACUGGGACCAAUCCUCCUCGCUCUCACAGCAGCAACGCCAAUCUAUAAAGGCUUUUUGGCCGAUACCGACGUUCGCUGGAACCAGAUCAGCCGGGCUGUUGAUGAUCGCACCCCCGAGGAAUUGGGCGAGAAACCACUUGUGAAUGACCGAUGGCGCAUUCCUAAGUCACGAUAUGCCAGUAACAGUACCUAUAUUGCUCAAGACCCGCGGCUGCGACAGGAAUAUCUCGACCCGGACUUGAUUGUUGACGAGAAGUUGAAGUCGCGACUAGUCGAGGGAGGAAUGGACGAUCUACUGGCGACACACUUCGCGCAUCUGUUCAUUCGCGAUCCGAUCGUUGUCUUCAACGAAGACUUGAAAGAGCUUGAUCUCGACAAGACCGAUCACUUUGAGAACCUGCAGAGCACAAACUGGCAGCACAUGCGGUUCAAGCCGCCUCCACCAGGUAGUGACAUUGGGUGGCGCGUCGAGGUGCGGCCAAUGGAGAUUCAAAUCACUGACUUUGAGAACGCUGCAUUCUCUGUGUUCGUGGUCCUCAUCACUCGCGCAAUCCUGAGCUUCGGCCUCAACUUUUAUCUACCUAUACCGCGGACAACAGAGAACAUGGAAACUGCACAUAAACGAGACGCCGUGCUCAACGACAAAUUCUACUUCCGCAAAGAUCCUUUGCCAAAGAGAUUGCCCAGACUCAACGGCGCGUCAGCACCUCCUUCUGGCACUAAUACUCCCCAGGCUAGCAGACCACCCAGCCCAGGUCCUGUCGAAGAUGAGUACGAACUCAUGACGGUAGACGAGAUCAUCAACGGCAAAGCCGACGGCGGUUUCCCCGGUCUUAUCCCUCUGGUCGAAUCCUACCUUGACAGCAUCAAUGUGGACGUCGAGACUAGAUGCGAGCUGGCGCAAUAUCUAGCUCUGAUUAGGGGCCGCGCGAACGGUACGUUGUGGACCGCUGCGAAGUGGAUUCGUCAUUUCGUGCGUGAUCACAGCGACUACCAGAAGGAUAGCGUGGUUCAUGACAAGAUCGUCUACGAUCUGGUCAAAGCCGCAGAGAGGGUUACUGUGCACGAAGGUCGGGAUGGUUUCGCCAAGGAAAUGCUAGGACGAUCCAGGGAGCAGUGAAUGGCGACAUGAGUCGUAAUGUGAGAGCGAUGGCGACAGCGUGCUGCUUAUGCUAUGCGAAGCGUUUCGCAACCACCUGAGAAUGGCCGGCGGCUGGUGAACAUAGCUUUCGGGGAGACCAUAGACCUACUCAUAGAUACGAAAGGCAGCCUCACGUCCUGUGCACGCAAUUAGUUCCUU